This is a messenger RNA of Phymastichus coffea, 3891 nucleotides long. Its product is annotated as A disintegrin and metalloproteinase with thrombospondin motifs 1-like. Gene Ontology annotation, molecular function: metalloendopeptidase activity. The transcript has 14 exons. Bases 487 to 3879 code for a protein of 1130 amino acids. NCBI's taxonomy places the organism in Eukaryota, Metazoa, Arthropoda, Insecta, Hymenoptera, Eulophidae. Gene Ontology annotation, cellular component: extracellular matrix. The record is from RefSeq and is a predicted model, not a curated record. Gene Ontology annotation, biological process: proteolysis; extracellular matrix organization.
CACACCACCUCGAGCCGGAACGCCAAGCGAGACCGAGCGACGGGCCCGACUCGGUGUCAAUCGUUCAAUUCUUCACGGAUUCGCGAGCAGUGUCCGUUCUGCCGUCGCGAGUGCGCCAGGCGGGAGAUGCGACGGUCCUCGUCACGGGGCCUUGGUCGCUGUGAAAAGUUAGCGGCUUGUCAACCGGCGUGAGUCUUUCGAGCACGAGCGAGACGCUCGCUCCCGAGGAUGUAUUUAUAAAGAUGAUUUUUCCGUGGCUGCCGUCGGAAACGCGAGGAAAGGCGAGAUGAAGAUACUUAGGGACGUGUGUACUUAAUUGAAAGCGGGUGUAGAACGCAGGCAAAGAGUUAGGAAAACAGAGCGUUGUUAUUAUAAGCAUCAACUGACGCUCUACAAUAAGCAGACGGCGUGGCCGAGUGACGUGUUAUUCCCGGUGAAAAGCCAUGUGAUAGACGUCGCGCAGCCUCGGCGUGGGUGCCAAGCACGAUGACUAGCUGGCUGACGAGCUCGCUCGCUCGCGUCUCGAUCGUACUGCUGCACGCGAUCGUUCUCGCCGACGCGGAUGCCCACGGCCACCAGGUGCGCCGCUACCCGCGGAUCGUGCAUCCGCGCGUCAUACCGCGCGCCGAGCUGUCUCGCGAUCGGCGCUCCGCCGCCGACGCACCGGCGCCAACCACCCUACCGCGUGACGUGCAGUUUGUUUCUCUGAGCGAGUGGAUACUCAGGACCGAGCCCAAUCGUCAGCUGACGUUCUCGCCCCGGUUCGGCGUCGAGUGGCGAGGCACUCGAGCCUCGUCGGCCGGGCACUCGCACGCCCUCGACUCCUGCGAUAUAAGGGAGGGCUCCAUUCACGGCCUGGAGGCCACCUCGCGAGUGAUCUUGACCUCCUGCAACGACCAGUUCUUUGGCAUGGUCAAUUUGGACAACAGGACUUACUUCGUCGAGCCGCUGAUGGCCAACGGCAGCGAACAUUUGCUGUACGAGGCCGAGUUCUCGCGCACGCGCCGCGAAUCGACCUCUUCGUCGGCGACCCCCUUGAUUUACGAGGCGAACAGGCGCUUUUACAAUUUAUCCGGCGACACCUUCCACGCGGAAAAUUACGAAGACAGCCCCGAACUGCUGCUCGAGCACAGCGAUCUUGGCAGGAACAACCAACUCCAGGAGAACGUACCCGGAGCCGAAGAUGACGACGGGGUAGAAUACUUCUACGGCAAGAGCUGGCCAAAGGAAAAGCUUCCAACUCGGAACGCAGCCAACGAGUACUCGACUCCAAAGUGGCUGGAGCUGGCGAUAGCGGCCGACUACUCGGUGAUCGACUUCCACGGGGUUCGAGUCCAGCAAUACAUCUUAGCGCUGCUCAAUAUCGUCAGUUCAAUUUACAAAGAUCCGACUCUCGACUCAAAUAUGCAGCUAGUGGUCGUUCGAAUGAUAUUUUACACGGAUAAAAAGGACGGGAUGGUGCAGCACGGUAACGCAAGGAGAUCCCUCGAGAACGUGAACAAGUGGAACCGCAAGCUGUUGGAUACAGAGCAGCAGCAACAGCAGCAGCAGGAGCAGCAGCAGCAGGUGAACGGGAGUACACGCCACGACGUGGCCGUGUGGCUUACGCGACUCGACAUUGGUGGGCCCUCGGGCUAUGCGCCUGUGUCCGGUGCUUGCGAUCCUGCCAGAUCCUGCGCUCUCAAUCGCGACGAAGGCCUCACUAGUGCAUUCAUCAUUGCUCACGAAGUCGCUCAUAUACUGGGUCUGUCGCACGAUGGCGACAAAAAUGCUGGAAACUCGUGUGCAAAAGAAGCGGCCAGAGGCAGUAUUAUGGCUCCAAUGGUCGCCGCGACCUUUCAUAAUUUUCACUGGUCGACGUGUUCCCGAAAAGAGUUUCACGGAAGAGCCAAGCACUGGUCGUGUCUGGGCAACGAGCCUAGGGCAAGCAGCGCGGAAAAUGCAAGGAACAGCCCGCACAUGCAAAUGUUCAGCAUGGACGAUCAAUGUAGAAUGGAGUUUGGCGAAGGAUACGGACGCUGCAGGAGCACGGAGCCUGCGGAGCUGUGCGCGCAUCUGUGGUGCGGCCGGGCGAACGACUCGCUGCAGCCGAGAUGCAAGACCAAGAAGGGACCUCCGAUCGAGGGCACCCUCUGCGCCGAAAACAAGUGGUGCAUAGACGGCGUAUGCGAGGCGAUCGAUCAGCAGCAGCGCCACGAGCCGACGCCUCUGGCAGUGCGCGGCAGGGCCGCCGAGCAUACUUGGGCUGCUUGGGACCCGUGGGGCGAGUGCUCGAGGACUUGCGGUCUCGCCGUGCAGCACAGAACUCGGCACUGCAGUGGCUCGUGCGAGGGUGACUCGAAAGAGUAUCGAGUCUGCGAGCAGCCCGCGUGCCCGGAGCCCGUGGAUCCGCGAGCGCGCCAGUGCUCGCGCUUUUUCGAGCUUCGCGCGGACUCGACGGCGGACCUCUUCGACAACAACGGCACGUGGCUGCCCUACGAGGACUUCGACGGCAGCCCCGAUUGCCAGCUGGUCUGCUACCGCAAAGAGACAGGCGAGAUCUUUCACACUGGACUGGACGUGGAAGAUGCCGCUCCGUGCUCGUACGAGACCACGGACAUUUGCCUUGGCGGCACGUGCCGACCAAUGGGAUGCGACGGUGUGCUGGACUCGGGUCGCGCGAGAGACGUGUGCGGCGUGUGCUCCGGUGACAACUCAACCUGCGAGAAUUUCAGCGACAAGUUCCAGCGGAAGCUGCGUCGAGAAACGACGCGUUUGACGGUGGUGCCGAGGGCCGCUUACAACGUGAAAGUCGUCGUGACGAUUCUGCUGAUGGAUGCCGUGCCGCACGAGGGAAAUGUGAAAAUCGUCAUGCGCGACGCGGAAAGGAGGCGACACGAGAUGGGCGAGUUUGAUGCCGAUGGUCGAGCUGCAGUCACCGUCGUCGGAGGGGCCGCCUUUCGCCUCGAGCGCCUUGCAGAAAAAUACGUACUGUGGAGCAGAGGACCCGUCGCGUCGAGCAUUGUGGUUUCGUUCAUAGCCAGCCGUGUAAUCGUAAGAACCGGAGCUUCGGUAGCCGCAUCAUGGCAGUACACGCUAUCCCGCUCGGAAUCGAACGUCGAAGGCGGCAGAUUUGCGUGGUACAGCGAUGGGCCCUGGGGUCCGUGUUCGGUGAGCUGCGGCGGAGGUAUAAGGCGCAAGCAAUUGCUGUGUCAGGACGAGCUGACCGGGGAGCUGGUGUCUCGCAGGAAAUGCCUCCUUGUCCUCAAACCGCCUGGACGACCCGACGUUGAAAGGUGCAACACUCACAGCUGCGACUUGGAAUACACGUGGAUUCCCGGCAUGUGGGAGCGAUGCAAUCUCGCGUCGGCGUCGAGUUGCGUUGGCAAGCAGCAGAGGCGGAUCUACUGCGUGAGAUCGGUGCUGGGCGAGCACCAGGUGACGCGUGAAAAUGAGCUCCGAGUCUACAGGAACACCGUGCUGCCGGCCAGAUGUCGCGGUCAAAGUCAACCGCCCACUCGGCGCGAGUGCACCAGGAGCGCACAGUGCGCCGGCCACUGGAUCUACGCCGACUGGUCACCGGUGAGAGACUAUUUGUUGAUUUCGCAGUGCUCGCAGAGCUGCGGCCGAGGUGUCCAAGUGCGUAAAGCUCGUUGCGUGCGAGGCUCGAUCGGCCGAUCUCGGAUCCAAUACCAGCACCUGCUGUUGGAUUCGUGCAACGCGACUUACGCGCCGGACGAGACUCGAGUUUGCAAGGGGUUUGCCAGACAUAGUCCCGAGUGCGGUGGAUCCAGAUGUCGCAAGGAUAAAAGCCAAUUUUGCGUUGAGAAGGAUUUAAUUAGCUACUGCAGAAACGCGGCGUUUAGACGGCGAUGUUGCGUCUCCUGCAGGAGCGUUUGAGUAUCUUGAUUU